UAACUAUCUACUACUUAUACCAUAAGUAAACCACCCCCCGCUUGGCACAAACAACCCCCAGAGCUGGCCUCGUACUCUCCAUACAGAUCUGGCGCUUCUCCCUCUUCCAGAAGGCAGUUCGUCGUGUUUCAACAUGUACGAUUCAUAUCGCCCCCAUCCGCUUCUCGCCCAGGUGCCUUUGACUGUCUCCCCUUUUAUCUCCCUCCCCACGGCAGUGACGCUGCCUUACACCUAUAAGUCGGUUCCGUCGACCAUUCCCCCUUCUGUCACUGUCGAUCCCAGCAAUCCAGAUGCCAAAGCCCGUUACGUUGUCUCCUCCAGCGGUGGUCACGCGGCGCAUCCCGAGGAGAUCAUCGCCUCCUGUCAAUCCCUGGAGGAUCACCUGAAGAAGACCCUGCAAGACGCAGAGACUGCGAUCAAGGAAUGGGAGGAAUCAAUUCAGCAAAGAGAACUCGCGGAGAAGAGACGUCUUGCUCCUGGCUGGCUGGAUCGCGAGGAGAAGCUCCUCCAGCCAAUGCAACCGUCUUCGUCCCAGGGUCAGUCGAAGCAUGAGCGACAGCCCAGUCUUCUGGAUAGUCAGCCUGAUGAGGCAGUCUCCGAAGUGCCGGUGGUGGCACCCAAGGAUGAGGGUGAAGAGCUUGAUCGCGCCUUUGGUGGUCUGAAUAUGAAGUGAGCGGUACCUCAUCAUCGGUGAAUUAUGAGCGUUGCGUCGCGUACUAUGAGCAAGGAUGGACAUAUCUCAAGGGAAGCCUAUGAGUGUGAUUCCGUUCUAGCUGCCACGUGUACUGGGCAGUAGAUGGAGAACUGCCCGGGACAAUAUCUGGACGAUAUUAGACAGUCGAUUCUAGCGACAGCGUCUCCUCAAGGCGUCACCGGUUGUGAUGUCUCGAACCACCCCGAUCACUGCAGCCUUGUUACGUUUCGCCCAAUGCAAACAAUGGCGG
Paecilomyces variotii is the source of this 944-nucleotide messenger RNA. RefSeq lists its product as hypothetical. Lineage: Eukaryota; Fungi; Ascomycota; Eurotiomycetes; Eurotiales; Thermoascaceae. Bases 134 to 673 code for a protein of 179 amino acids. The transcript has 2 exons. The record is from RefSeq and is a predicted model, not a curated record.